AUGGUAGAGCUCCAAGUCAAGACCCUCCUGCUCCUUUUCUGCGUCAGCGGAACGCAUACGGUCAUCUUCUCCAGACUCCCCAGAGCUGCUGUGGUAGCCAUCAGCUGUCUUUCCUUCUACUUCGCCAGGUACAAUACAUGUCUGCUGAACGCGGUGGUCUACAUCAUGGCCCUCUGGCCGCGACUGCUACCAGAGCGAUUGUUAGUCAAGACCCCGAAGGUUCUCAUCGGCGAGUCAGGUCCCCUGGGCCCGGGCUCUUACAAGGCCAUCGAGCUCCUCUUUAUCCUCCUCUCAACCCCCUCCUCUAUGGAAAUGGGUCCCGCGCCGAGCUUCUUCAUGCUCACCUGCUCCAUCGCAGUCUCCGGCGUCACCUUUCUCGCCCUUCAUCUGUGGUCCACCCUGGCAAGAUCUCGGGGGGCACAUGCAGGCAUGGCGAAGUUUGGAGACAAGUACCAGGCUAAGUUGGGCCUCAAGGGACAUCUCCUCUGCUUGUUCCUGGGGUUCUUGAACGCGUUGUGCGAGGAAGGGCUCAGCCGAGGGUUGUUUGCGUACGAGCUGCGGCAGGCCGGGAUGAGCGACAUGGAGGCAGACCUGACCCAGUCGUUCUUCUUCGGACUCGCGCACAUUCAUGGAACUCCAUCCGGGGUGGCAGGCGUGUUUCUCACCUUCUUGUUCGGGUUGAUCAUGUCGGCUCUCAAGUAUCAAGGAGGAGGACUCUUCCUCCCUCUCCUAGUGCAUGGCCUUGCGGACUACUACAUCUUCGUGUUCGUCUCUCGCCGAUCCUUCGGCAAGAACGGGGGUCACCGCAAGGCGACGUGA
Guillardia theta CCMP2712 is the source of this 819-nucleotide messenger RNA. RefSeq lists its product as hypothetical. NCBI's taxonomy places the organism in Eukaryota, Cryptophyceae, Pyrenomonadales, Geminigeraceae. Gene Ontology annotation, molecular function: metalloendopeptidase activity. Bases 1 to 819 code for a protein of 272 amino acids. The transcript is spliced from 2 exons. Gene Ontology annotation, cellular component: membrane. Gene Ontology annotation, biological process: CAAX-box protein processing. The record is from RefSeq and is a predicted model, not a curated record.